Messenger RNA from Hirsutella rhossiliensis, 2265 nucleotides. RefSeq names its product Bactericidal permeability-increasing protein, alpha/beta domain. Gene Ontology annotation, molecular function: lipid binding. NCBI's taxonomy places the organism in Eukaryota, Fungi, Ascomycota, Sordariomycetes, Hypocreales, Ophiocordycipitaceae. The record is from RefSeq and is a predicted model, not a curated record. The transcript has a single exon. Bases 1 to 2265 code for a protein of 754 amino acids.
AUGCUCUCGUGCUUGGGCUUCGGCAAGUCGCGCCGCCACGACCACGGCGAGCGCGAGCCGCUUCUGCCCCAGUACCAUGACGACACCCCGCGCCAAGCCCGCCUCCAUGAGAAGAUUCACUCGUACCAGAUGCUGCGGGCCAUGUCCCAGGGCUACAUGCCUUCCAACGAGCAGGCCAUUGUCCACCUGCGCAGUCUCCUGUCCGCCAACCUGCUCAACCCGGACGUCUCCGACCUCAGCACCUCUGGCCGCGCCCUCGUCAGCUCCACCAAGCUGUGGAUCACGCAGCUCAUCGACCUGCUGGAGCACAAGAACCCGCACGACCAGGUCCAGGAUUUCAUCUGGUACAUGGCCAAGGCCCGUCUGGACAUUGACGUCGGAGAUAUUGGCGCCAGGGCCGCCGCGUCCAAGGCCAAGGCAGACGCCUCUGCCACUGUCGCCAGCCUCAAGACCAUUGGCUCCCUGCUGCUCACCAACUCGGAAUUCCGCCUCUUCCUCGCCGACCUGAGCACCAUCGGGAGGGAAGUCUUCAGAGACGCGGCCUUUACGCUCGCUGAUGUCUCACGCAAGGCGGGCGACCAGCUGAAGCCGUCCGAGGAAGCCACCGAGAGCCUCAAACACCCAGACGGAGGCACCGAGACGGCCCCGUCGGACCAAGAGCUCGAGGGUCAAGUACGACAAGUCGCCCAAGUUGUUUCGUCUGGUGCUGCAGAGGUGGUCGGCGAGGCUGGCCACAGCCUGGCUGAGCAUGUCAAGGGAGACGAGCAGCAGGCUCUCAUCCACCGCCUGAAGCAAGCCGUCCUCAAGCUGCGAAAGCGCCCCGACUACUCCGAGUCGGCGUCGACGCUGUCGCUGCUUCUGCAGCGUUAUCUCGUAGCUUACACGCGGCUGACGUCCGACGCCGUCCACGCUGUCGAGGACGAGGUCGGGGCCAGCCGGGACGCCGACAAGGCCGUCGACAACUUCUGGCAGUUCCUCACCACCUUUGGCGACCGCGAGCAAUGGGGUCAGGUGGAAAAGUCAUUCAAGGACGUGGUGGAUGCCGGUCGGUCGGACCCGGACUUUGACAAACUGGCCAAGGAGCUGGCCAACCUGGUCCAGGAGAUGCUCACCGAGCCCGACUUUUUCGACAACGCCGAGGAGCGGCUCAAGCAGCUGCGCGCCAGAGCCAGGGAGGUUGCGUCGAGGUCCUCCAUGGGCGAGAGCCUGGACGGACUCCUCAAGAACCUCCACUCGGCAAUACGCUCGGUGCGCGACGACGAGGACAUUGAGAAACUGUUCCGCACCUCGACUCGGAUCGCGCAGAUACUCUCGCCCAGCGGGCAGUACACCAACAGUCAGCUCGUUGACGACUCCAUCAAUGUCUUUAUCCCUCUGCUUGUUCAGGGUGUGCAGCACUUGCCGGUGCCUCGUCUCGAGGUGUCCACGCCUGACGUGGAUCUGCUGCUGGAGAACCUCGUGCUGGAGCCCGGCAAGACUGUCAACCACAGCUCCUUUCUCCCCUACAGGCUGCAAGUCUCGACGCACAAUGACAUUGAAGUCCGCAAGGCUCGCUUCCAGACGACAUCGUCCAUGACUACUCAGCUCAAAGUCAGGAUCGCCGGCUUAUCCCUUGCGGCGGCCGAUGUCGGGUACUGGGUGCGUCUGCACUCGGGCUUGCUCAGGACGGUGGAUGAGGGUCUCGUCAGCUUUUACCUCGACGAGCGGGGCAUCGACAUUGCACUCGACAUUGAGAUUGGGCGGGACCGCAUCGACCAGAUUGUUUCGCUCCGGCGGGUGGGCGUCCGCAUCCACCACCUCAACUACACGUUGAGCCAAUCCAAGUUUUCCUGCCUGGCGUGGCUCUUCAAGCCGCUGAUCCGGCCGCUGGUGAGAAAGGCGCUCGAGGGCCAGAUUGCGGCGGCCGUCGACGAGGGCCUGCGCACGCUGAACCGCGAGUUGCUGUAUGCGCGCGAGCGGCUGCGGGCGACGCGCAUCGCGGACCCGGAGAGCCUCGUGACGUUUGUGCGAGCCGUGGCCGCUCGGCUCACGCCUGCACCGGACCCCGAUUUGGAGGCCAGGGCGGGGGUGCGGCCCGGGCGGGGCGUGUUCCGGGGGCGGUACGCGCCAGGCAGCCUGGUGAAGCUGUGGGACGACGAGGGGCGCGAGGCCGAGCAGAGGGUGUUUGAGUCCGGGAGGGGUGGGUGGCGCAACGGGAUAUUCGACGUCGGGACGAGGCCGGCCGCGGAUAGCUCGCUGGGGGCGAACACGACAGCAGCCGCCUGA